This is a messenger RNA of Mauremys mutica (yellowpond turtle), 2378 nucleotides long. RefSeq names its product DDB1 and CUL4 associated factor 11 (gene DCAF11). Bases 536 to 2032 code for a protein of 498 amino acids. The transcript is spliced from 14 exons. Lineage: Eukaryota; Metazoa; Chordata; Testudines; Geoemydidae. Gene Ontology annotation, cellular component: Cul4-RING E3 ubiquitin ligase complex. Gene Ontology annotation, biological process: proteasome-mediated ubiquitin-dependent protein catabolic process. Gene Ontology annotation, molecular function: protein binding. The record is from RefSeq and is a predicted model, not a curated record.
GUGGGUAGCUGCAGUAUGUAGCACAAUGGCCCCCUGAGUCUGAAGGGCUGUGAUUGGUGGGUGGCUGUGGUAUAUUGAGGAGGACAAUACUGCCCCCUGAGUAUGAAGGGCUCUGAUUGGCGGGUGGUUGUGGUAUAUUAAGGAGGAUGGUACUGUCCCCUGAGUAUAAAGGGCUGUGAUUGGUGGGUGGUUGUGGUAUAUUAAGGAGGAUGGUACUGUCCCCUGAGUAUAAAGGGCUGUGAUUGGUGGGUUGCUGAGGUGUAUUGAGUGGAGGCACUACUGCCUCCUAAGUCUGAAGGCCUCUGAUUAGUGGCUAAAGGUUUUCCUUUCAGGGAGCUUCUUGUUCCUGAUUGGCUGCGGGGGGAGUGGGAGAGGAGCCAACACAGCGGACCCCUGAGCCUAGUUCCAGACAAUGCCAUAAGUAUGGGUUCCCGUAGCAGCAGCAGUGCCGGCUCUGGGGGCCAGGACCCCCAGGACGGCAGGCCCCAGAGGGGCUCCAGGCUCCUUCGGAGGGAGGAGGAGGAGGAGGAAGAGGAUGAAGAUGUGGAUCUGGCCCAGAGGUCAGAUUCGGCUGCUGCAGGGCGGAGGCGCAGCCAGUGUCCAGGUGGUCCAGACGCUGUCCGAUUCAGACGAUGACAACGACAGCGCCUGGGAGGGGCGGCUGGGAGACCGUUACAACCCCCCAGUGGAUUCCGCGCCUGACACACGGGACGUGGAAAGUAACGAGAUCAAAACCCAGAUCCAGCUGGCGAAUGGGAUGCUGGGCUCCAGGCGAGCUGACCGCAGCAUCCCCCACCUCCUCCGCCAGAGAGAGUGGGGCUUGUGCCACAACAGCAGCUUUUCCCCGGGCGAGCGCUCCCGUGUGAUGUCCCACUUUCUGCCCAACCAGCUGGCGUUCACCGACUCCUACUACCAGAAGGCCUUCUGUGGCGUCUACUCCAGGGAUGGACAGCUCUUCAUGUCUGCCUGUCAAGACCAGACGAUCCGCCUGUACGACUGCCGCUACGGAGGCUUCCGGAAGUUCAAGAGCAUCCGGGCACGGGACGUGGGCUGGAGCGUCCUGGAUGUCACCUUCACCCCUGACGGAGGCCACUUCCUCUACUCCAGCUGGUCCGACUACAUUCACAUCUGUAACAUCUAUGGCGACGGAAACGUCCACACGGCACUGGAUCUGAGGCCGGAGGAGCGCCGGUUCGCUGUCUUCUCCCUCACGGUCUCCUCCGACGGGCGGGAGGUGCUUGGCGGGGCUAACGACGGGUGUGUCUACGUAUUCGACCGGGAGCAGAAUAAACGGACCCUCAAGAUCGAGUCCCAUGAGGACGACGUGAACGCCGUAGCUUUCGCCGACGGCAGCUCCCACAUCCUCUUCUCUGGGGGUGACGACGCCAUCUGCAAGGUGUGGGACCGGCGCACCAUGCGGGAGGACGACCCCAAGCCAGUGGGCGUGCUGGCCGGCCACCAGGACGGCAUCACCUUCAUCGACAGCAAGGGAGACGCCCGCUAUUUGAUUUCCAACUCGAAGGACCAGACCAUCAAGCUGUGGGACAUCCGGCGGCUCUCAGGGCGCGAGGGGCUGGAGGCGUCACGCCAGGCCGUCACCCAGCAGAACUGGGACUACCGCUGGCAGCAGGUGCCCAAGAAAGCCUGGCGCAAGACCAAGCUGCCAGGCGACAGCUCCCUGAUGACGUACCGGGGCCAUGGAGUGCUGCACACGCUGAUCCGCUGCCGCUUCUCGCCCCCGCACAGCACCGGCCAGCAGUACAUCUACAGCGGCUGCUCCACCGGCAAGGUGGUGGUGUACGACCUCCUGAGUGGGCAGAUCAUCAAGAAACUGACCAAUCACAAGGCCUGUGUGCGUGAUGUCAGCUGGCACCCCUAUGAGGAGAAGAUCGUCAGCAGUUCGUGGGACGGCUGUCUGCGCCUGUGGGAAUACCGCCAGGCUGAAUACUAUGAAGACGAUCUCAGGGACCCCGCAAACCUCCCUUCGGCUGGGGAGCCCCCCGCGAGCUCCCCCGGCUCCUCGGAUCAGUAGCCCCCCCCAGCCGGGGUGCCCCGUUUCUCAGUGCUUGGACGUGUGGGGACUGCAUUGGGGGGCUCUGGGCCCUGCUGUGUGUCAUGGACACCCCAAAAGUCCUCUGCCCUGGGGGGGAGGCUUUUCUCUGGCUCAGUACCCCAGGGGCCGUGUGGGGGGAGGAGUCAGUGUCCCCCCCCAGUCACUGGGGUGCAGGGCUUCGGGAAUCCCCCCGGGACACUGGAUGUGUACUAUGGACUGACCUGUAAUUUACUGGGCGGGGGGCCUGACCCCUCUAGGGGGUGUGGGGCCUGAUCCGGUCCCAGGGCAGGGACUGGCUGGCUUGGGGUAGGGGCAGGGAAUGGGG